Paramecium octaurelia is the source of this 223-nucleotide messenger RNA. Lineage: Eukaryota; Ciliophora; Oligohymenophorea; Peniculida; Parameciidae. The record is from the annotation of a GenBank genome assembly.
AAUGAAAUUUCAUUGCCUACAAUGGAUAUUUGUUCUAUAUGUUAUGAAGACUAUCAAGCCAAAUAUUUAGUUGCUGAACAUCAAUGUCAAGGGAGGCAUACUUUUCAUUAACAUUGUGUUUUUAAAAUGGCUAAAAAUGCCAAUGAACAAAGCCAAGGUUUGCCCAUCUUGUAAAUAAUUACCAGAUUCUAUUCAUAAAUAUGUUUGUUAAUAUAGUAUUUGA